UAUCAUUGUCUUUAAAGAACACAAAAAAGAAAUAUUGUAACUUUUUGAGAAAUGCAUAGAAGGAAAAUGAGAAGCGUCAAAUGAUAUUUAUAUUUGCGUGAAAUAAAUAAGAUUAGAUACGUCAUUGACAUUGAACACCAUCUUGCUGCCGGUUGAUCUUUGUACAGUGGCUACUCGUCGCACAGAGUGCAUUUUUCAUUUUCCAUAAAAUAUUGUUUACAAUGGCGACAAUAACGAGAUUAGCUAAAGUAAAUUUUAUAAGCAGGCGUUUGUACAGUUCCAAAGUCAAUUUAAAUGAUGUUGUAAUAGUCAGUGCUGUGCGUACUCCAAUGGGCUCAUUUCUUGGGUCCUUAUCAAAUGUGUCAGCCACUAAACUUGGUGCAGUAGCUGUGCAAGCGGCUGUUGAAAGAGCUGGUAUUGCCAAAGAACAAGUCAAAGAAAUAUAUAUGGGUAAUGUCUGCCAAGGUUUCUUGGGUCAAGCACCAGCGAGACAAGCUGCAUUAUUUGCAGGUCUUCCAAAGUCAACGAUAUGUACUACAGUGAAUAAAGUUUGCGCAAGUGGCAUGAAAAGUAUUAUGCUGGCCUCUCAAUCUCUACAGUGUGGUCAUCAAGAAAUUAUUCUAGCUGGUGGUAUGGAAUCUAUGUCUAAUGUGCCAUAUUACUUGGCACGUGGUGAAACGCCAUAUGGCGGAGUGAAACUUCAGGAUGGUAUUGUAUUUGAUGGAUUGACUGAUGUAUACAAUAAAUGUCACAUGGGUAACUGUGCUGAAAACACAGCUAAGAAAUUGAACAUCACUCGUCAACAACAAGACGAAUAUGCUAUCAGUAGUUACAAACGCAGUGCUGCAGCUUACGAAAAUAAUGUAUUUAAAGAUGAACUUGUACCUGUGAGUGUGCCUCAAAAAAAAGGCAAGCCAGAUGUAAUUUUCAUGGAGGAUGAAGAGUAUAAAAGAGUCAACUUUGAGAAGUUUGGCAAUUUAAACACAGUUUUCCAGAAAGAAAAUGGUACAGUGACAGCUGGAAAUGCAUCCACUCUAAAUGAUGGUGCUGCUGCAUUAAUUUUAACGACUAGCGAAGUCGCUCAAAGACUGAAUCUCAAGCCUCUGGCUAAAGUUGUUGCUUUUCAAGAUGCGGCAACGGAUCCUAUAGAUUUUCCGAUCGCGCCGGCAUUUGCUGUGCCAUCGCUGCUUCAAAAUGCUGGAGUUAAUAAAAACGACAUAGCUCUUUGGGAAAUCAAUGAAGCAUUCAGUGUAGUGGCUGUAGCAAAUCAAAAAUUACUCGACAUUGAUCCCACUAAAAUAAACGUUCAUGGUGGUGCUGUUUCGCUUGGACAUCCCAUAGGUAUGUCAGGAGCACGUAUUGUAGUACAUUUGGUACACGCUCUUAAAGCUGGAGAGAAAGGUGUUGCAUCAAUUUGCAAUGGAGGUGGCGGUGCAUCAUCGAUCUUGAUCGAGAAAUUGUGUCAUCCAGUAUCUUCCCCGCCAAAAUUAACAUUAUAUACGAAAAGUCCCUGUCCACUUUGCGACAUACUAAAGAAUGAGCUGCGUUUGCGUUUCGCCGGUCGUUAUCAAUUACAAGAAGUCGACAUCACUGCGCAGGAUAACGAGCGAUAUUUUGAAUUGUAUAAGUACGAUAUACCAGUUCUUUUCUUAGAGGAUCGAUAUCUAUGCAAGCACCGAUUAGAUACUGACUUGUUAACAAGGAGACUCGAUGAAUUAACUUUAAGGAAAGAUAUAUAAACAUGUUAGUAUAAGAAGAUCAAAUUUAAUCAAAAUCAUUAUCGAUUUUAUUAAUUUUCUUAUUACAUAUCGUAAAAUUAUGCCUAAAUCUAUUUUUCAAUCGAGAUUACGUCUCAUGAAUUUGAAAUCUUCGUUUAAAAAGACUUGACAGCAUCUAUAAAUAGUAUCUAAUAAGCAUCUGAGACCCAGAAACGUUUGUAACGGUUCACAAACGGUAAUCAGUUCGACCAAUCUUAAUGCUUCCAUGUCCAACUUUGCGUUUGUUCCGCCGCAUCUCUCUUUCUCUCUCUUUCUAUCGCAUGUUCUGCUACUCCUCAUUUUUCUUUUUCUUGCAAUAAGGAGGCUGGAAAACGGAACGAUAGACGUGUGACUUGACGAUUCUAAUUAUACUAUCCAAGCGAUCAUUUCCAUUAUAUUAUAAACAACUCUCGGGAUUGCGAAGGAUUAUGUAUUGUAUAGUUUCGACGAAUCUUCGCCUUAUGUACUGUAAGAUUCAAAGAAGAAUAUUCAACGAAGAGAAUACGAUGGCAUUGAACGGUGUGCGGCUCUGCGGCAAAGCGGUUGCCAGCUGAGAGGAAGGUCCCCUAGGAGGCAACUCGCUUACGUAUCCUUUGAAUCUUACAAUACCUUUCCUUCGCCUCAAUUCUUCUGCCCCCUCCGUUCGUCGCGUCCCUUUCUCGCGCCCUUAACUAUCUCCCUUUCUCUACAAUAGACCGGACCCGCUCCAUCCACCCUCUCCCCCUCUCCGCGCGCGCGUGCGUGCGUGUAGGUGCGUGAAUGGGUGAAUGUACAGUCUCGCAACCGUUCGUCGCGGCGGCUCGUUCUUCCUCAGUGCGUGCCUUACGCGGGCACCGUGAAGUACUCUUCUUGUACUCGUACAUCGGUUACGUGGCAUGCGCGUUUUCCGUGCGACGACAGAAAAAUACAGAAAAAAAAUAUCGAUAUAUAAGAAGGGAAAAAGCAAAGGGUAUGUAAGAAGGGGGAAGGACGUGAGAAAGAGCGAAGAAAACUCGACGGACAAAGAGAGAGGGAGCGAGAAAAAAGUUGACACGAGAAAGAGAGAGAGAUAGAGAGCACGAAGUAGAGAGAAAGGGGGAGCGAGACGAGCGAAUCGCCGAGCGAAGGGGGCGAGUAUCUCUCGCGCGCGUCUCGCGAGCGCGUCGCUCACGGCGUACUUCCCGAAAUUCAACUGUCGUCGUGGAUCCGGCGCAGUGACUCCAUUAUCGAUUCCGUUAUCGAUCCGCGGCGUCGGAGUCGAGUCCUCGGAUGGAUAUCGCGACAAGACGGACCGUAGACGAGAGGACGGAAAUUCCGUCGAGAAACGCGUCGUCGUCCCGCGAGUCGCCGACACGGUGAGUCACGUUUGUCCGACCUACUUCUGUUAUCGAGGCGAACGUGCAAAAAAAAA
Messenger RNA from Formica exsecta, 3147 nucleotides. It is a transcript of the gene Acat1, whose product is annotated as acetyl-CoA acetyltransferase, mitochondrial. The coding region runs from base 222 to 1739 and encodes 505 amino acids. The record is from RefSeq and is a predicted model, not a curated record. Lineage: Eukaryota; Metazoa; Arthropoda; Insecta; Hymenoptera; Formicidae. Gene Ontology annotation, biological process: fatty acid beta-oxidation. The transcript is spliced from 9 exons. Gene Ontology annotation, molecular function: acetyl-CoA C-acetyltransferase activity.